AAUUUCUUUCACUUAGUCCCAACCAUUCUCGCUCUUCUCUCUCUCUCUCUCUCUCUCUCUCUCAAAAGACGCACACUCUUCUUUUCAUUUCGUCCCUGAAAUUUUCUCGUCUUCUAUUUUCCCACUCUUUUUUCUUUUCCCGGAAAAUCUUUCCAAUCCGGUAUUCAUGUCGCAGGAAAAGGGUCAGCCACUACCUAAGUUUGGUGAAUGGGAUGUUAAUGAUCCAGCUUCAGCGGAAGGGUACACUGUAAUCUUUAACAAAGCUAGGGAUGAGAAGAAGACUGGUGGCAAACCUGAGUCACCCGGAAAAGCUGAUCCUCAUACUGCCAAGCCUGCAUUAGAUCCCGGCAAAACUGCGAGUAAGAAAUGGUUUUGCUGCAUACAAAAUCCUCCUGCAGAAUCAUAGUAUUGGUUGCUCCUGUCUAAAAGCCUGAACAGAAGAACAUGUUUAUAUCCAACUAGCUCCCAGUGUUUCCAAGAUCUGAGCUACAGAGCCAUAAAUGAAUUCUGUUUGAAUAUAAGUUUAUGUACUGUAAAAGUGAGUUGCACUGUGGGGAGAGUUAAGAAAACAGACUAUUAUGUUAUCUGUACGUAUCUGUAUUGAUGUGGUGCCUUAUAAUUAGGAGCAAAGAUUGCUUCCUUUUUUUUCUGUCUUGCGCUAUGGCCUAUAGUGAUUGCUUCUCACAUUGUAUUCCUUCUUGUAUAAUUUAAACAAAUCUUAUUUUAUCAACAGAUUUUUAUUCCUUUGAUUUUCUACAAA
Molecule: messenger RNA, 760 nt
Organism: Arachis duranensis
Lineage: Eukaryota; Viridiplantae; Streptophyta; Magnoliopsida; Fabales; Fabaceae
Product: protein NOI4
Exons: 3
Coding region: 167-406 (79 amino acids)
Source: RefSeq, a predicted model, not a curated record